Molecule: messenger RNA, 2799 nt
Organism: Mucor velutinosus
Lineage: Eukaryota; Fungi; Mucoromycota; Mucoromycetes; Mucorales; Mucoraceae
Exons: 9
Coding region: 1-2799 (932 amino acids)
Biological process (GO): microtubule-based movement
Molecular function (GO): microtubule motor activity; microtubule binding; ATP binding
Source: RefSeq, a predicted model, not a curated record
AUGUCCAACAACAUCAAGGUUGUGUGUCGUUUUAGACCUCAAAACUCCCUUGAAAUCAGGGAAGGAGGUGUCCCCAUUAUCGAUAUCGACGAAGAAGGAACUCAACUGGAUUUAAAGGGCAAAGACUUUCAGGGCAGCUUUGCCUUUGACAAAGUCUUUGGCAUGAAUACCCCUCAGAAAGAUGUGUUUGACUACUCUAUAAAGACGAUUGUUGAUGAUGUCACUGCUGGUUAUAACGGUACUGUAUUUGCCUAUGGUCAAACUGGUUCUGGUAAAACAUUCACCAUGAUGGGUGCUGACAUUGAUGAUGAAAAUACGAGAGGUAUCAUUCCUCGUAUCAUUGGUCAGAUCUUUGAUAGUAUCAUGGCUGCACCAAGCAACCUGGAAUUCACUGUCAAGGUGUCUUAUAUGGAAAUUUACAUGGAGAAGGUCAGGGAUUUGCUGAAUCCAUCCAUGGACAACCUUCCCAUCCACGAAGAUAAAGCGCACGGUGUGUAUGUCAAGGGCUUAUUGGAGGUGUAUGUUGGAUCCUCUGAGGAUGUAUACGAAGUCAUGAGAAAUGGUAGUGGCAAUCGUGUAGUGGCAUCUACCAACAUGAACGCCGAGAGUUCCCGUAGUCAUUCCAUCGUCGUUGUCACCAUCACUCAAAAGAAUAUUGACACUGGAGCAGCAAAGAGCGGUAAACUGUAUCUUGUUGAUUUGGCUGGUUCCGAAAAAGUAGGCAAAACUGGAGCCUCAGGCCAGACUUUGGAAGAAGCUAAGAAAAUCAACAAAUCCUUAACGGCACUUGGUAUGGUCAUCAACUCGCUGACUGACGGAAAGUCGAGUCAUGUUCCAUAUCGAGAUUCCAAAUUAACUCGUAUUUUGCAAGAGUCAUUGGGUGGUAAUUCUCGAACAACGCUUAUUAUCAACUGCUCUCCUUCGUCGUACAAUGAGGCUGAGACACUGUCAACUUUACGUUUUGGUAUGCGAGCUAAAUCCAUCAAGAACAAGGCCAAAGUCAACGCUGAUCUUAGUCCUGCUGAGCUCAAGGCACUGUUGAAGAAGGUGAAAACAGAGACAGUUACGUUCAAAACCUACAUUGCUGCUUUGGAAGGUGAAGUUAGCAUUUGGAGAUCAGGCAACACGGUACCUGAAGAGCGAUGGGUGACAAUGGAUAAGGUCACGAGAGGUGAUUUUGCUACCCCCACAACUGCCUCAUCUUUGCCUUCAGGUUUCAGAAGUCCACUGCCGGAUGAUCUGUCUCGCCCUGCAACACCUGCUAUCGUAUUAGAAAAAGACGAGCGUGAUGAAUUCCUGCGCCGUGAAAAUGAGCUGAUGGAUCAGAUUACAGAAAAGGAAACCGAGUUGAACAACCGCGAAAAGCUGCUGGACUCCAUCAAGGAAGAAAUGAACUACUACAAGGAGCAAGAGCUGUCUGUCACACAAGAGAAUCAGGUCAUGACUUCAGAGUUGAGCAAUUUGCGUUUGCAGCUGCAAAAGAUCUCUUACGAAAGCAAGGAAAAUGCCAUCACUGUCGAUUCACUCAAGGAGGCAAAUCAAGAGCUGAUUUCGGAGUUGGAGGAAUUGAAGAAGAGCCUUGUAGAGAUGAGGUUGGCUCAAAACGAGGUGGUUCAGAGCGACAAGGAAAAGAAAAAGGCCGAGAAGAUGGCUCAAAUCAUGUCUGGCUUUGAUGUCACUAGUGAAAUGAACGAGAAGGAACGUCAAAUCAGAGAUGCCCUGGUCAAGUUGGAGUUGGACGGCAAUGGCCUAUCUGUCGAGGAGUUAGUCUCACUCAGACGCGACCUUUCUGACUCUCGCAUCUUGGUAGAACAGCACACAAAGACGAUUGACCUAUUGACAGAAGAAAAGGAAAUUAUCGAGAAGAAGAAGCUAGAGUUGGAAGGCCGUUUCGCUACAUUAGAACAAGAGUACGAGGAGCUCUUAGACAAGACUAUUGCAGAGGAGGAAGCUCAAGUUCAAAAGAAUGAGGAUCUUGCUGAAACCAUCACUACACUCAAGUCUAAAUUAGAACACCAGUAUGCCUCCAAAAAGGAGAAUCAACAAAGAGAGAUCGAUGAACUCAAGUUGGAAUUGGAAAAGAAGGCCGCUGAUCAUGCAAAGAUGACGAGCGCCAUGAAUGAUCUAAAGAUAGCCAACGAUCAACUCCAGACUGCUCUCUCGGAUCAAUCCUCAAGAGAACCCACAGACAUUUCUGAAAAGGAAAGAGAUCUCGAACGCAUGCGAAAGACGAUGGCUCAGCAACUAGCUGAUUUUGAGAUGAUGAAGAAGGCAUUGAUGAGAGAUCUGCAAGGCCGUUGUGAGAAAGUUGUCGAAUUAGAAAUGUCACUUGAUGAGACGCGCGAACAAUACAACAACGUAUUGCGUGCUAGUAACAACAAGGGACAACAAAAGAAGAUGGCUUUCCUGGAGCGUAAUUUAGAGCAAUUAACCAACGUUCAAAAGCAGCUCGUUGAACAAAAUGGCUCACUCAAGAAGGAAGUAGCUAUUGCCGAGCGCAAACUGAUUGCAAGAAAUGAACGUAUCCAAAGCUUAGAAUCAUUAUUGGGAGACGCACAGGAGAAAUUGAUACACCAAAAUCAAAAGUUUGAAGCACAACUUCAAGCUGUUAGAGAUAGACUGGAGCAAGCAAGAACUCAAAAAUCCAACCAGCCAGCCAUGUCAGCCAUCAACUUUGGUAGAAUUGCCAAGCCAUUGCGAGGCGGUGCUGCUGUCAACCCUGAAUCACAGCAAGAUGACAGCAAGCGUGAAAAACGUAGCUCUUGGAUGCCUCAGUUCAUGAACUCUUCUCGCCAAUAA